This is a messenger RNA of Diachasma alloeum, 842 nucleotides long. RefSeq lists its product as uncharacterized. The record is from RefSeq and is a predicted model, not a curated record. Lineage: Eukaryota; Metazoa; Arthropoda; Insecta; Hymenoptera; Braconidae.
GCACAUCCAUCAAAACAAUACGCUGCGAGUAAUAGUGGAUCGUCUGAAGGGGAUUUCAAUGAUUGUAUUGACAUGAUAAAAAAUAUUCGCAACGAUAUUAAUGAAGUUCGACGUAAUUUAUCUGCCUUUCGAAAACAUGUGGAGACGAAAUUCCUACAGGAUAACUUGAGACAGUUGAGAAGUACGCCACUUCAAGAUCCCCGAGAUGGUAUGAAACGCUUCGGUAUGCCCCCUGCAGUUGGAUUUUGCCGCAUUAAUGAGGAAGGGGAGGAAACAAUUCAUUUGGGCCAGGGUGUAUGGAUACUAAAAACAAAAUAUGAUAAUGCCAAGAAAGAACUCAGAAGUGAGGGGCAUUUUGUCAAGAAUAUCAGUGUUGCAAUCAUGGGUGAGGACCUCCAGCUAAUGAGUGUGACCGGUAAAAAGGGGCCACGUGCACUGGAAAGGAAGCCAGCAAUUUCUCCACAUAUAUUAAUGGCUAUAAGAGAAAUUUAUCAGUUUUAUCUGAUUAACGACCUGAAAUAGAUAGACCAGAAGAAAAUAAUAAACGAAAUUGAUAAUAUCAAACUAUACAUAAGAGACAAGAUCAAGGACAUGGCUGCACCAUCAAAAUCCAAAAAAAAAUAGGAACAAUACCUAAACGAACCGAUAUACCCAACAAAUUGACUAAUUUAAUGAGCAAACUUGAAUAUCCAAGUAUUCAUACGUGUUCUCUAUUCAAUUGAUCAUUCAGUUAUCACCCAGACAUUUAUGGAACGCAGAUGGAUCAAUUGAUUCAAAAUGAUGUGAAUUGUUUACAACUAGAUCUAUAUAUAUGUGACUAUGUCAGCUCUAACUACUUCGUU